CGGACACACACAGCGUGACUCCCGUCAGGUAGAGACCGGUCUCCAGUCAGCACCGCUGCAGACUCGCUGUUUGAGGGCUUGAUAGCCCACUCCCCCUCCACACCGCUCUACACUCGUUGGUUUGGAACAGACCUUAAUGUGGCGGACCCUCCGCGCGAACGCGCAAACGGAGGGGUAGGGUGUAGGGGGCGGUUUGGGAUUGGGCCUAAAUCACACACUGUUGGCCAUCGGGACAUGUUGUCUCUUCACUCUGCUGCUUCUGCCUGAGUUUACUGUGUGAUCGACUGCUUCUGCCUGUGUUUACUGUGUGAUCGACUGCUUCUGUCUGAGUGAUCCAACAUGGCGACCCCCGCAGCAUCACGUGUUCUGUUCUCUGAGGCGGUGAGACAGGUGCUGCUCAGCUGGCCGGUUCUACAGAUCGCGGUGGAUAAUGGGUUUGGAGGCGUGUACGGGACGCAGAAAGCUGAUUGGAUGGUGGAUGUGGUGCAGCAGUUUUUCCAUGACAACGCCGACCUGCAGCGCGGAGAAGUUGAAGACUUCCUGUCCGACAUCAUGAACCAAGAGUUCAACACAGUGGUGGAGGACGGGAGUUUACCUCAGCUGUGUGACGCUCUGCUGCAGAUGUUCUCUCAGUGGCAGCAGGGGGCGCUGCAGACGCUCAGAAACACCAUCGACUCCUUGUCUCAGAAGAAGAGUGAGAGGGCAAAGGUCACGGCCCCCCCCCCUCAGUCUGAUGAAGAUGAGGAGGAUGAAGAACCUCAGGUGAUGGAGUGUGAACCCUCCGCUCCGUCAGUCAGCAGGAAAGCAGACCCUCCUGAGGAAGAGGACGGCUGGACGGUGGUGAAGAAGAAGUGAAGAGGAGUGUGUGUGUGUUUUUAAUAAACCUGUUGAAAUGCUGUUACUGAA
Messenger RNA from Trematomus bernacchii (emerald rockcod), 906 nucleotides. RefSeq names its product pre-rRNA-processing protein TSR2 homolog. Gene Ontology annotation, biological process: maturation of SSU-rRNA from tricistronic rRNA transcript (SSU-rRNA, 5.8S rRNA, LSU-rRNA). Gene Ontology annotation, cellular component: nucleus. Lineage: Eukaryota; Metazoa; Chordata; Actinopteri; Perciformes; Nototheniidae. The record is from RefSeq and is a predicted model, not a curated record. The coding region runs from base 340 to 855 and encodes 171 amino acids. The transcript has 5 exons.